This is a messenger RNA of Vigna angularis (adzuki bean), 910 nucleotides long. RefSeq names its product cytochrome b5, seed isoform. The record is from RefSeq and is a predicted model, not a curated record. Gene Ontology annotation, cellular component: membrane; endoplasmic reticulum. Gene Ontology annotation, molecular function: heme binding. The coding region runs from base 223 to 630 and encodes 135 amino acids. Lineage: Eukaryota; Viridiplantae; Streptophyta; Magnoliopsida; Fabales; Fabaceae. The transcript has 3 exons.
AUUGAAAAGUGUCUGGGUUUGGUUGGUUUGAAAAAACCUUCCACCUCACCAACCCAUUACUAUCGUGUGCCAACCAACCAACAACAUUUUACAAUUCAUUUCUCACCAACCACGUUUUUCAAUUCACUUCUCACCAACUACCUCUUAUUCAAAUCCUCUCAACUCUACCUUUAGGAUUUGCUGAGAGAAUUAACAUCGAGAGCUGCUAUUUUCUGCUCAACAAUGGGAGGGGAGAGCAACAAGGUCUUCACUUUAGCUGAGGUUUCUCAGCACAAUAAUGCCAAAGAUUGUUGGCUUGUCAUUCAUGGCAAGGUUUAUAAUGUGACGAAGUUCUUGGAGGACCACCCUGGUGGUGAUGAUGUCCUCUUGUCUUCCACAGGGAAGGAUGCAAGUAAUGAUUUUGAUGAUAUUGGUCACAGCACCAGUGCCGUAGCCAUGAUGGAUGAGUUCUAUGUUGGAGACAUUGAUACAUCAUCCAUCCCCAGCAAGGUGGCGUACACUCCUCCCAACCAACCUAAGUAUAACCAGGACAAGACACCAGAGUUCAUCAUCAGGAUCCUCCAGUUUCUAGUUCCCUUGCUUAUCUUGGGUUUGGCAGUUGGUAUUCAUUUCUACACCAAAUCAAAAUAAUCAUAUCCAUCAAUGCCUUUGCAAUAAUGUGUUUCUGCAGCAAUGACGAGGGGAUGUGGGAUAUCAAUUGUGCUGGUUUCCCUUUUCAAUGUAAUCCGUUGUUAAAUAUCCACCGUCUUUCUGUCAUUAGUUUUCUAAAGGAGUAUUGUAUGUUCAGCCAUUCAAACUUCUAAAUUUUUUGGUGAUUCUCAAACUUGCUUUUUGAAGAAAAAAAUGUUAUAAUUAAGUUCCAUUUUCAUCAUAAACUUGUGGCCGUAAUGAAAGUACGAAUCUUCUUUUC